CACUGUACAAGUGUCAGUACUGCCAGUAAACAACGGAAAACGGCCUAUGUUUAUGGAUUGAAAUCAUUCCGUCUGUUUUCCGAGACCGGUGAACGUGGUUUGAAAGAGCAGUCAUAGCCGCACACGUCGUUUACACAAAACACCAAAAAAAAUUGUGUACAUAUUCAUAACAACGGACUUACACGUUACGGCUUACGCUUUACACUUAGGCGGAAUCAAAACGGUAAACGUUCUAUCUGCAAGCUACGAAAAAAUGGCUGUACCACCAAAGAGCGUUAUAAACCCAAGCCUCGAUGACCCUGUAACAAAGGCAGUGGUUGAUAAUAUAAUGGGUAAUUUACCAACCAAAAAACCUCUUGUUCGUUGCGAAGACUGUGACCUUUCCUUCACCAGCCAAACAGUAUUAGAUACACAUUUACAAGGUGCACGUCAUGCCAAACAGGUGAGAUCAAAGAACAUCAUGGCGACGCUUGAAGAAACAAAGAUUUCGUUUACGAAAGAUGAAGAGACAAAUGGACUCAAAUGUAAUGUAUGUAAUGUGUGUCUAAACUCUAUCCAGCAGUUACAAACACAUCUCAAUGGUAGCCGUCAUAAAAAGAGAUUAUUGAGAGGUGAUUGGGAUGGCAAAAAGGUUGUCACCCAAGGUACUUCGAUGCCAUCGUCAAGUGGUAACACACAGCAAUCCGGUUCUACAAAAUCGUCGAUCCUUAAGUGCGAUACAUGUAACAAAUUCUUCAACUCGCCACUCCAAUGUAGCGUGCAUAUGAAUUCUGCAAAACACGCUGACAAAAUGAGAAGAUCUAAGAAUCCAAGUGUGAGAUAUUUUCCAUAUCGAAAAAAAGGGGAAACAACCACUAAGAGUCAAAUACCGUCUUUAUCGAGUAAUUUUGUAUCAGGAGGUAUUACGUAUCAACCGUAAGACACAUAAGUAACAUACUUUAUUUUGAUACUGAACAAAUGUUUUCACAAAAUUCAUUUCAUUGACAUUGUUUAAGAGAAAUUCAGAUAACGACUAUAUUUUCUCUUAUAUACACUUUUGUGAAAUUACAAGUCUCUAUCGAUUGCUUUUUAUCAAAGAAUAGUGCAAUUUUAAAUGACUUGAAAGAUGUUAUUAGUUUUUUCUUUUUGUCUGCUUUUAGCUUUUUGUUUAAUUGGUUUUAUUUUGUUUCUUUUUGUUUAUAUGCCAAUAACAAUGCGCAGAAUUAUUUAGAAGAUAAAGAAAAGAUUUUAUUUGCAAAAUUGAAGUUGCUUUUGUACAUACGUAUAUAAUAAUCACAUGAGCACAUUUGUAAUCUGAAUUUCUGCAUACUGUUCUGACAUGAAAUAUUCUUCUGAAAACAAUAACAAAUUUAUGAAUGUCAGUGAAAGUAGUUAAUGUUGAUAUAUAUUAAUGUACAUUCAUAUUAGAUCAUUUAAUAUUUAGUCAAAUUGCCCAUCAUGUUUACUUCAGUGGAAUUUGAACCACAGUUGAAUGUAAAUCGAAUAUAAAAUAUCAGGAAAUAUAUAUGUGUAUAUGUACUGUACUGAUCAUGUAAAAAUGUAGACUACUCGUUUGAUUUACAAACAAACUCCAUUAAGUUGUGAUAAUCCGUCACAUUCAGGCUAAAAAGAGUAGUUAAUAUUUUUCAAUAUUUUCAAUAUUUUCAUUGUUUUGUGAUAUUUACAAUUAAAAUAUUUGGUAUAUUAAUA
This is a messenger RNA of Pseudomyrmex gracilis, 1689 nucleotides long. Its product is annotated as zinc finger protein 385A-like. Lineage: Eukaryota; Metazoa; Arthropoda; Insecta; Hymenoptera; Formicidae. The transcript is spliced from 6 exons. The record is from RefSeq and is a predicted model, not a curated record. Gene Ontology annotation, molecular function: nucleic acid binding; zinc ion binding. Bases 254 to 919 code for a protein of 221 amino acids.